AUGGACGAGUGGACGUUCCGAAAACCCUCAGAUCAAAUCGUGAUCAUAGUCUUCGUGGCCGGAAAAUGUUCGGAUUCGAACCUCGGACUUUACGACGAGUCUCGCAAACCAGUGAACGUUUCCAGUGGCGGAACAAAUGAAAUUAUAAGCCGAGGAAUGCCAUCACCGAUCGAAGCAGAAAAUGUGUCAUUUUUGGAUAUUUUGGGCUCACCACAAUCAUCGCAAUCUACCUCCAACUCGUCAUCACACGAUGCCAGCAGUAGUAACAGCAAUAGCUGCAAUAUUUCAUCGGGCAUGAGCAAUGGUUCCCAUCAGCAGCUAUCGCUGGCGUCCUUUUCGUCUCUUGAAUGUCCUGACAGUGCCAGCAUACUGAGCCUGAGUGGGUCCAACACGGCCUCGUCGCCAGUUAUCAGCACCAGCAAUCCCUUCCAUUUCUCCGGAUUGUCAAUGUCCAGCUCCAGUCUGAGCUCACCGGAGAUUGGCAGCAAGGGAGGCAAUGGAGGAGGAGGUGGGGGUGGCGGCGGCAGUGGCAGCGGUGGCCAAUCGCCAACCUACUACGGUAGCAGUGUGCACUAGUCGAAGAACUAUGACGAUUUUCGAUUCGACAGCGACAUCAGUUUAUCCGGAUCAAACGGCGCAAACAGUUUAACCUCAGAGACGUUAAAGCUGCUGCAGCGUAAUAUGGGCACUUAUGACUGCUCCAUGCCGACAUCCCCCAACACAUCCUCCACGGAGCAAUGCACACGAUAUUUUCGCGGAUCGCAACAACUCGGCGACCUGAAUCAGAGCUUCGAGGCAAACACAUCCUCCCUCUUAGGUGGUAAUCAGUCUCUGUCACGUUCCAAUUCCCCGCCCGACAACGACUCCAGUUUGCUGUCCAAUUUCGAUAGCACCAACAUUUUGGACAUGAUCAAUUAUCUCACCAUCAGCCAACAGCAGCAGAAGGGGAAUAACCAGCAGCAUUAUACCAACAACGGUAGCAGCAUUGGUAGCAGUAGUAACAAUAACAACAACAGCAGCUCCCACAGCUCCCAGUAUAGUCAGAUACCGAAUAUGAGUCAGUUCUAUUCGCAUCAAUCACAGGGAGGAUCUUCAUUCGGGAAUGAAAAUUGCAACAGUCAACCUAGUAGUAGCAACGGUGGCAAUAGUUUCGCUACUGACUAUGAACGGCUGCAAAAUUUGCAGGCACUGAACACAUUGCGUAUGUUGCAACAGUCGCAACAACUGUCGCAAUUGCAGCUGCAGCAAUAUCAUUUCAAUAAACUGCUUCCGAGCUACAACAGUACUCAGCUCAAGAACUGGUCUUUGCAGAAUUCACCUCCCUCGUCAUCAUGCAACGGUGCCAAUGAUAUCAAUCUGGACCGGAUUGCACGAUUUCACCGUUCAUCAGCUGCACAUUACGAUGCGACUUGCACGUGGAGUGGUGUACUUCCCCCACGUUCCCAUCGAUUGGUGACAUAUUCGUCGAAAUUUUUCCUCGGCGGGAUGCCUUGGGAUAUCAGUGAACAAUCACUAGUUCAGAUCUUCAAGCCAUUCGGCUCCAUAAAGGUUGAAUGGCCUGGCAAGAAACAACAGGCGACACAGCCCAAAGGUUACGUCUACAUUAUCUUCGAAUCGGACAAACAGGUCAAAGCUUUAUUGCAGACUUGUACCUAUACAGACGCGAAAAGUUACAAUGGUUCAAGCCGUGGUACCAGCUCAUCAUCGUCGGGUAUUCUAACGUAUUCAUUCGGUGGGGAAGAACAGCAACAACAACUAUCAGGACAACAACAACAGCUUGUGCAUCAGAAUAAACCCCUUCCAACACCGGGAGCUCGAAUCAACUUCAAAAUAUCCUCCAAACGCAUCAAAUCGAAAGACGUUGAGGUUAUUCCAUGGAAUAUUGCCGAUUCCAACUUUGUCAAGUCCACUUCGCAAAAACUUGAUCCAACAAAGACCGUAUUCGUUGGUGCGCUACAUGGACAACUGACGGCGGAAGGUUUGGCUAAGAUUAUGAAUGACUUGUUCGAUGGAGUAGUGUACGUCGGCAUCGAUACAGACAAAUACAAGUACCCGCUCGGUUCGGCACGAGUAACUUUCAACAAUUCGCGCAUUACUAUCACUACAAUUCGCUGCAUGUCUCGCCCAAGUCGCCUUCGCCACCGUGCAAUAACAGCAGCAGCAGUUCAGCAGAUUCAUCGCCAAUCUCCUGUCACGGACCGGCCAAUUUACACCAACAGCUGCAGCAACAGUUCGGCGGCCUCUAAACAGUGA
Messenger RNA from Ochlerotatus camptorhynchus, 2253 nucleotides. RefSeq names its product cytoplasmic polyadenylation element-binding protein 1-like. Gene Ontology annotation, cellular component: synapse; neuron projection; nucleus. Gene Ontology annotation, biological process: negative regulation of cytoplasmic translation. Lineage: Eukaryota; Metazoa; Arthropoda; Insecta; Diptera; Culicidae. The record is from RefSeq and is a predicted model, not a curated record. Gene Ontology annotation, molecular function: mRNA regulatory element binding translation repressor activity; translation factor activity, RNA binding; mRNA 3'-UTR binding.